AUGACCUCCGACAUCCUGGCCGAGCGCACCCUGGGCGACUUCCUGUCCGAGCACCCGGGCGAGCUGGUGCGCACCGGCAGCCCGCAGUUCGUGUGCACCGUGCUGCCGCCGCACUGGCGCUCCAACAAGACGCUGCCCGUGGCCUUCAAGGUCGUGGCGCUGGGAGACGUCCUGGACGGAACGCUAGUCACCGUGCGCGCCGGCAACGACGAGAACUACUGCGCCGAGCUGCGCAACUGCACGGCCGUCAUGAAGAACCAGGUGGCCAAGUUCAACGACCUGCGCUUCGUGGGUCGCUCCGGCAGGGGGAAGAGCUUCACGCUGACCAUCACCGUCAGCUCGUCCCCGCCGCAGAUGACGACCUACAACAAGGCGAUCAAGGUCACCGUCGACGGUCCCCGGGAGCCCAGGUCCAAGACAAGUAAGCCGCAUCCUUCCUCCGCUCUGCAUGUCGGCUUCGUGGCCGGGCAACACCAGCGCCAUUUCCCCGCUGCCGGGAUCGGCUGCAAGCUACUCAUACGCUCUCACUUUCUGGAGGCGGGCGUCUGA
Molecule: messenger RNA, 549 nt
Organism: Bacillus rossius redtenbacheri
Lineage: Eukaryota; Metazoa; Arthropoda; Insecta; Phasmatodea; Bacillidae
Product: runt-related transcription factor 1-like
Exons: 3
Coding region: 1-549 (182 amino acids)
Biological process (GO): regulation of DNA-templated transcription
Cellular component (GO): nucleus
Molecular function (GO): RNA polymerase II cis-regulatory region sequence-specific DNA binding; DNA-binding transcription factor activity, RNA polymerase II-specific; ATP binding
Source: RefSeq, a predicted model, not a curated record